AUGGUCAGAAAACUAAAGCAUCAUGAACAGAAAUUAUUGAAGAAGGUGGAUUUCCUUGACUGGAAACAGGACCAAGGUCAUAGAGAUACCCAGGUGAUGAGGACGUACCAUAUUCAGAACCGUGAAGAUUAUCAUAAAUAUAACAGGAUAUGUGGUGAUAUUCGUCGUUUGGCGAAUAAGCUCUCGUUGCUGCCACCCACAGAUCCAUUUAGGGUGAAACAUGAACAACUUCUCUUGGAGAAACUGUACAAUAUGGGUAUACUCUCCACCAAAUCCAAAAUAUCAGAUUUAGAAAAUAAAGUUACUGUCAGUGCUAUAUGUAGGAGAAGACUUCCAGUUAUCAUGCAUAGGCUGAAGAUGGCAGAAACCAUUGGGGACGCUGUGAAGUUUAUAGAACAAGGACAUGUGCGUGUGGGUCCAAACUUAAUUAAUGACCCUGCGUUCCUGGUGACUAGAAAUAUGGAAGAUUAUGUCACCUGGGUGGACAACUCUAAGAUCAAACAAACUCUAUUGAGAUACAGGAACAAAAUUGAUGAUUUUGAUUUUGCUUAG
Messenger RNA from Naumovozyma castellii, 552 nucleotides. It is a transcript of the gene IMP3, whose product is annotated as snoRNA-binding rRNA-processing protein IMP3. The record is from RefSeq and is a predicted model, not a curated record. NCBI's taxonomy places the organism in Eukaryota, Fungi, Ascomycota, Saccharomycetes, Saccharomycetales, Saccharomycetaceae. The transcript has a single exon. Bases 1 to 552 code for a protein of 183 amino acids.